Juglans regia (Persian walnut) is the source of this 1411-nucleotide messenger RNA. Its product is annotated as putative pumilio homolog 7, chloroplastic. Gene Ontology annotation, molecular function: mRNA binding. NCBI's taxonomy places the organism in Eukaryota, Viridiplantae, Streptophyta, Magnoliopsida, Fagales, Juglandaceae. Bases 19 to 1278 code for a protein of 419 amino acids. The record is from RefSeq and is a predicted model, not a curated record. Gene Ontology annotation, biological process: post-transcriptional regulation of gene expression. Gene Ontology annotation, cellular component: cytoplasm. The transcript is spliced from 6 exons.
CUUCACUCAAGAACUAUCAUGGAUAGAACUGUUAAUAUUAUAGCUGCAGGUGAUAGAUCAGAUAGAAGUACUCUGUAUCUCGAUUAUGACCCACCUGUCAACUGGGGACCAAUUCUUCCCAACAAUGAAGGAAAUAAUCUGGAUGUUGUAAACCUCGGAGAAACAUUAGCAAAUACUUAUUUGGGUGCAGCAGCAGCAGCAGCAGCCAUCCGAAAUAACCCUACUAGAUUUAAUGCAUCAACUAGUGUAGUGUCAGACAGUAAUGGAUGGAGAGAGACCCUGAGAGAAGCUGAUACUGGUUUGGAUGCAGCGGCAGGCACCCGAAAUACCCAAGCUACUAGAUUGAAUGCAGGUAUUCGAGGGUUACAAAUUGGAGGGAGAGAGAGUGUUAAUCGAGAGGGAAGGAUAUUCCAGUUGAUGAAUGACGUCGAUAAACAGCCCCUCUUUAAUAAGCUAAUUGAGUCAGCCGAUGUCUCUUUGUUGACGCGGUUUGUAGCCAAGAUAGUUUCGCAGCCUGAAUCACUUAUCAAGGCAUCUCUUAAUUCACAUGGCGUAAAAUCAGUUCGGAAGCUUAUCAAAGUGCUUGGAAAGACUAGCUUGGUUUCUGAUAUGAAUACAGCUCUCUGCACUGACAAUGGAUUCUAUAGAUUGAUGACACAUCCAAUCGGAUCUUCUGUUAUAUUAAAGUGUCUGGAUGUAGCUAGUUCUGAGCAAAACAAGUUGCUAUACGAAGCAGCCAUAAUGUACUGUCUCGAACUGGCCAAACAUGAAAGAGGAUGCAUAAACUUGAAAAAGUUCAUCACAUCUAGCAGAGGCCAAGGCAGACAACAACUCCUAGAUUUUAUUGCAGGACAUUCGUUGUACCUCUCUCAAGAUCCCACUGGGAACUAUGUCUUGCAGCAUGUCCUUGCACUUCAUGAUCCUGCCUUGACUAAUAAGAUCUGCUCUGUUCUGAGAGGCCACUAUGUACAUAUUUCUUUACAGAAAGGUGGCAGUCAUGUGGUAGAGAGAUGCUUGGAAUCUUCAGGAAUGGAAUAUGUGCUUGGGGAACUUCUCAAGACUGACAAUGUUCACGAACUCUUACAACUUGCUCGAAAUCGUUAUGGGAACUAUGUGGUCCAAGCAGCUCUGAUAGCCACAAAGCGUGCAGGUAGUCCCUCCUUUCAAAUGCUUCUAUGGCUCCUGCAACAGCAUUCGUAUGCUCUCCAAUCAGGAUACGGAUGCAAUGUCUUGAAGCUGAUUGCACGUGAGGAUUGCAGAAACAAGAUACAACUUUGAUCGUGAAAGUAGUAGAUCGAGUGUUCUAUUUUUGUUGAGAUUCUCUGUUAUUUUUGGGAUUAGUUGAGUUGCUUCUUUGUAGUUAAUUAAUAUUGUAGUGUGAAUAGGAUCAUGUCUGCUUACUCUCAAGUGG